Messenger RNA from Scedosporium apiospermum, 978 nucleotides. RefSeq lists its product as uncharacterized. Bases 1 to 978 code for a protein of 325 amino acids. Gene Ontology annotation, biological process: positive regulation of ATP-dependent activity; protein folding. NCBI's taxonomy places the organism in Eukaryota, Fungi, Ascomycota, Sordariomycetes, Microascales, Microascaceae. The transcript has 4 exons. The record is from RefSeq and is a predicted model, not a curated record. Gene Ontology annotation, molecular function: ATPase activator activity; protein-folding chaperone binding. Gene Ontology annotation, cellular component: cytosol.
AUGGUUCUCCAUAACCCAAACAACUGGCACUGGGUCAACAAGGAUGCCUCGGAAUGGACCAGGACCUGGUUAAAGGACACAUUGACCAAGAUUGAGGCGACAGAAGGCGAUGUUUCUGCAAAGAUAACAAACGUGAUCAGCAUGGACGGGGAUGUGGAUGUCAGCCAGAGGAAGGGCAAGGUUAUUACUAUUUAUGAUAUUAAAUUGACUCUAGAGUAUUCAGGAUCCGCUCCUGAUGCUGAGGAUGUUGCUGGAACGAUUACCAUCCCCGAGGUUGCCCACGACACCGAGGAGGAUGAGUUCGUGUUCGACGUCGACAUCUACUCCGAGUCGAAGGAGAAGCAGCCGGUCAAAGAUCUAGUCAGGUCCAAGAUCGUUCCCAAGCUUCGAGAGGAAUUCCUGAAGCUCCCAUCCGCCCUGAUCGCCGAACACGGAAAGGAUAUCCAGCACGCGCCCGGCUCAAACCCUUCGAGCGGCUUCAACACCCCCAAGUACCACCCCCAGACCACCUCCAAGCCUUCCCCUGCGGCGGCGGCGAAGCCCACCACUUCGAGCGGACUUGUAAAUACCGUGACCGUGACCGACACCGACGAGUUCCGAACUACCGCCGACGAGCUAUACCAAACCUUCACCGACGUUAACCGCAUCAGCGCCUUUACGCGAGGUGCUCCCAAGCUCUUCGAAGGCGCCAAGAAGGGCGGCAAGUUCCAGCUCUUCGACGGCAACGUAGCCGGCGAAUACCUCGAACUAGAGCCCCCAACCAAGAUUGUUCAGAGCUGGCGUCUGAACCAGUGGCCCGGAGACCACCACUCUCGUCUCCAGAUCGAGUUUAACCAGAAUGACGUUGACCACGUCACUGUUAUGAGGGUAACCUGGGAGGGUGUUCCCGUUGGUCAGGAGGAGGUUACGAAGAGGAACUGGCGGGAAUACUACGUCAAGAGCAUCAAGCAGACCUUUGGAUUCGGCACGAUCUUGUAG